AUAAUUUUUCACUAGACAAAGUAGCUGGCCGGUAGUGAGUUAAGUAAGUGCCUCAGUUUAGUCAGUCAUCUGCCUCAAAUUUGUAGAGCUUCAGUUUAUCCCAUUAUGGGAAACUGUCUAAAAAGCUCCGGGCAAGACGAUAUAUCUCUUUUACACGAUGAAGAAAGCGCAGACUCCCCAACAACAGGCGAACCACCACCGCCAUAUCAGGUCGAGAAACGUUUUCACAUAUUGCCGCGGUUGAUUACUUUGGCGAGUAUUCCUCGUCACUCAUGGCGUUUUUUUUCAUUUUAGGAGGAAGCGCCAAUCUUUAUACAAAGUCAACAUGCUCCUCAUCUCCUAUCUGAAGAACAGCAGAUUCGUUUGGCUCAGCGUCUAGGGCUGAUUCAACAUCUUCCUGUCGGAAAAUACGAUGGAUCGAAAGGAAAAAAGAGAGAGUAUGUUAAAUCACUUUUGUUUUCAAAUAAUUCACACGAAGAAAGGAUACAUCCUUGGGUUUGUAAAUACUAAAUAAAAAGGAUGUAGAUUAUUGGAAAAAAUAUUAUUCAAGUAAGUAAUUAGCUAUGAAAUGCGAUGAAUAUUUUAUUCAGAACGCUCGCUCUGAUUGUUUAUCGAGCCACAACAUGCUAGGAAUAUUUUCCUUGAACAAGCGUCGCUACAUUGGAAUGUUUCUUUGCUAACGCGAUGUUGGAGCACUUUAAACACCAGCAACAGAAUUCUGCUUUGUUUAUACUUCCACUUUAUUUCAUGAAUACAUGUGAUAGAGGAAGCGGUCUGAUGAUUUCUUUGAACGGAACAUGUUUCUUCAAUCUUGUGAAGACAAGCCAAUAUAUUGUUUAUUUCAUAGCCUACGCGAGAAUUUUAAUUAAUGCCAACUACUACACUUUCAGUUUCGUUUCCAUUUCGGACUUUUUUUUCCAAAAAGGACCACGAUAAAUACACGCGAUCUUCCUGAAAGAACUUUGCGCUAUUGUUCACUCAGCCCAUAUCACUUCCGGUAACGAGAGGGUCUUCAUUUCCUUAUCUUCUUAAAACUGGCAACUUUUGGUCACUUUCUUACAGAGAGACAUAUCGCAUUCCCUGGAAAUGUCUGCACUUGUAAAUGUAUUUCGUGAAUCAAGAAUUCUCAUUGAUUCAUCUUUUGUUGACUAUUUAUUCUCGCUGUGAAUUAAUGAUGUUGUCCUAACUACUUGGAAUGCGUUGAAACCACAGCCGAAUUAUAUUUGAAUGUUGAGGGUUUUUUAAGUGCUGGCCUGUUCUUGUGUUUGUUCACCACACGAUUCUGAUCAUUUGCAUAACAUGUAGAAAGUUUCGAAUUCAUGUUAGGUAUAAAAAUUUCAAGCAAUGCGUUUUUUCUUUUACUUAUUUCGAUGUUCAUAUGAUUGUUUGGGCAGCCACAAUACACGAUUGAACGUUUAAAGUUCGAUGCAAUGGAAGUACAAGUGGCACAGAUUAAUUACUUUUUACCAGAGAACAAUGAUUUUUUCCUUUACUGGCACUUGCACAAUUCCAGAUCAAGUCAAGUGUUUCAUGUCUUGUGUUUUCCACAUGACAGUAUGCAUUGUAUGUCACGUUCUCACACGUAAACGGGAUUUGUCGAUGAUCAAUAUAGUUUAUAAACGAUAUUUCAUUUAUCUUUUAACUAUUCACAAGUAGAUGAAAAAGCACAUCGAAAUGAGCCCUUAGCGACCUCUUUAUUCCAAGUUUUUAAUUGAUGAUAUAGAAUUAUAAACCAUAAAUAGGAACAUUGCCUUGUAUGUCGUUGAUUGCUGGUGUUACCAAUCUGUGGGAAACUAUCUUAGUGGGGUACAAGAAAUUGUCAUUACACGGUAAAACUGAACCAUGGGACACUAAUUUUUGUAAGUAAUUCUAACCUCAUAUUUUCCCAAUCGUUGGGAUGAGAAUACAAGCAAAGACAAUGAUUAAAUGCAUGAGUUUGAAGGAUUAGUAAUACUGCACUUUAUUCUUACACUGUACAAUUUGAAAUCCACAGUGUUGUUUAUUUCAAACACUUAAGCAUGAAAAGGCAAAUUUAUGCUAUCUGUGAUGAAGGCAAUUAUGCUAAAAGUGUGACUUUAUUUUCUUCAAACAGGUGUGUUAUUUGCAUGACAGACUUUGCUAUGGGGGAUCCAAUACGGUUUCUUCCUUGUAUGCACAUAUAUCACAAAGACUGUAUAGAGGAUUGGCUGGUGAGAUCAUUCACCUGUCCUUCAUGUAUGGAACCUGUAGAAGCAGCUUUAUUGUCAACAUACUAUGAAGCAUCAACAGAAUAACAACAAUGUAAUUAUGUCUUUGAAGAGACAAAAUGAUAGACAUUUUUUCUAAUGCCUCUUUUUACAAAAACAUUGGGCUGAUGGAACAAAUGGAACCAUGUUCCUGUAAAUCAAUCUGGUGUUUUCCAGAGGAUUCAAGAAAGUAAUUCCUUUUCAGAUAGUAACUUACUAAGGUGUUAUUUAGUAUUAUUUUGAAGGUUUAAAAGGUAACACUAUUUCAUGUUCAAAGAGACAUGGCCCCAUACAAUAUUUCUGCUGUUUCUUUUUGUUUGUAUGUUUUUAAUUUGGAGUUAUUAGAAUUUCCUUCCCAUACUUGCUGUUUUAAAAAAUUCAUGCUCUUUUUUCUUUACACAUGGGUAACAAUCUCUUCAUCUAAUAGGAGCUGUACAUUUUUCAUUUAGGUAAUUUUCUUUGUCUUUAGACACUCCAAAAACUGUACAGAUGAGAUCUUUUCAUUCUCUUUCAAAUCUUAUGCUAUUUUUGACCUGAAAGAACUCAGCCAAAUUAUGCAUCAAUGUAGAAGAAUAAGUUGAUCCUUUGUAAGUUUUAACCUUCUGCCAUUACCAGAUUAUGUUUCAGUCAAGAUGUAGUUAGGAAGCUGGAUUGAGAGUCUAGUCAAAGUGAGGUCUUUUGCCUGUCAUCUUUAAUUUUGAGUGUGUGAAUCCAGCUUAUUUUGUUGUUAGCACAAUUGGAUUAUUGGGUAUUAAUGAUAAUAAUAAUAAUAUUCAUUGAGAGAACCCAGCUUGCCAAGGUGGUUUCCUUCAGGGUCCUCAAACAUGUUAACUUGUACUCUGGGAAACUUCUCUUUUGCAACUGCAUGCUUAGAGCUAUGGUAUCACAAGCAGAAGUUACCACAGAUCUUUCAUAGUACUAUCCGUGUGUAAGUUUUCUAUAUUAAGUAAAACUUGAAGCUUCACUAUCACCUACUUGGUCAGGAAUGCAUAGUACAGACAAAAUCACGCCUCUCAGUCAGUAUUUUACUAUGGCCACUUUGUUGUGAAGACCUGUCUUUUCUCCCCUAAACAAAUGGAAAGCCCUGUAAUUUUCAUAUCAGAAGUCUUAAUUUUUUCCAGACAUAUUCUUCAAAACUGCAGUGGGCAUCUAAUGCACAGGUGUUGGUAUAACUUCUGAUGCCCUACUUAAU
Pocillopora meandrina is the source of this 3417-nucleotide messenger RNA. NCBI's taxonomy places the organism in Eukaryota, Metazoa, Cnidaria, Anthozoa, Scleractinia, Pocilloporidae. The record is from the annotation of a GenBank genome assembly.